This is a messenger RNA of Cavenderia fasciculata, 552 nucleotides long. Its product is annotated as Peptide methionine sulfoxide reductase. Gene Ontology annotation, molecular function: peptide-methionine (R)-S-oxide reductase activity. The transcript has 3 exons. The coding region runs from base 1 to 552 and encodes 183 amino acids. The record is from RefSeq and is a predicted model, not a curated record. Gene Ontology annotation, biological process: protein repair; response to oxidative stress. Lineage: Eukaryota; Evosea; Eumycetozoa; Acytosteliales; Cavenderiaceae.
AUGAAAUUCUUGAAUGUCUAUAAAAGUAAUACUUCUCAGACUAGUCUCUUCUCAGUAGAACAAUUCAAAUACAACAACAAUAACAAAGUAUUACUAUCACAACAAACAUAUAGUUACUAUUCAACAACAAGUAAUAAUAAUAAUAAUAAUAAUAACACAACAAUGAACUUAUCAGACUCUGAAUGGAAGGUUAAAUUAACACCAGAACAAUUUAAAGUAUUAAGAGAAAAGGGAACUGAAAGAGCUUUUACUGGUGAAUACGAUAAAAAGUUUGAUGAUGGAGUAUAUGGAUGUGCAGGAUGUGGAGCACCAUUGUAUAGUUCAAAGUCAAAGUUUAAUAGUGGAUGUGGUUGGCCUGCAUUCUUUGAGGCAUUGCCAGGUGCAUUGACCAUCUUUGAAGAUAAAUCACAUGGUAUGGUCAGAACAGAAAUUGUAUGCAAGAAUUGUGGUGGUCAUUUGGGUCAUGUAUUCAAAGGUGAAGGUUUCAAGAACCCCAUCGAUGAAAGACAUUGUGUCAAUUCAAUUAGUUUAAAAUUUACUCCAAAGAAAUGA